Molecule: messenger RNA, 1231 nt
Organism: Struthio camelus australis
Lineage: Eukaryota; Metazoa; Chordata; Aves; Struthioniformes; Struthionidae
Gene: TNFRSF17
Product: TNF receptor superfamily member 17
Biological process (GO): tumor necrosis factor-mediated signaling pathway
Molecular function (GO): signaling receptor activity
Source: RefSeq, a predicted model, not a curated record
UCUAAAGACAAGAACAAUUAUUACAGACUCCUGUUUGGGGAUCCUCUUGCUUUUCUACAGUUCGCAAGGUUUAGCACCUGCUUGAGAAAUGUCUUCUAUAAAUAACUGUUUUCUGUUUCAGACAAAAUUUAAAUUGAAAAGUAUCUUGGUGCAGCUGGUCAGUCUGUCUACAACUUUGAACUGUGAAAAAAGGAGCAGAAAUUCUUUGGGGGCCUCAGGGUGAAAUGCCUUUUAUUUUACAAGAUACCGUGUUAUAGAGCUGUGAUCGAUAUUUAACUACUGUUGUUAGCAGUUCUCAGAAUUGCUAGAAGUGAGAACUGAAAAGCCCUUUGUAGAUGGUCCUCACUCUUUUACCAGUUCUGCGGCAUUCCAGAUUUCCAUAAUUGCGAACUGUGAUGGCACAGUGCCCCAAAAAUGAAUACUUCGAUAGUUUGCUGCUAUCUUGUAAGCCUUGUCAUCUCCGAUGUUCUGGUACGCCACCGCGGCCAUGUGAGAAGUACUGUGAUAAGAGUACUGAUUCAGGUGGAAUUCUUUGGAUUUGUUUGGGCAUAGGAAUAAUUUUAAUGCUCACUCUGUUCCUCUUAAUGGUCUUGUUUAAAUGGAAGCACCUAAAGCUACUAAAAGAAAAACUGAAAAAUACAGACUCUUCUGUGGAGCUGAAUGAUAUUCUCAAGGUUGAUACUGAAAGCCGUACUGGAAUCAGACACUCACUGCAAAGUGAAACAUUAAUGUAUUCAGUGGAGGAGUGCACUUGUAGUGACUGUGGCUUGGUAAAACCUCAGACUGGCUGUGAAACUUCAUUUCCAUUACCAGCUACAGAAGAAGGAGCUACUGUUCUAGUUACCACAAAGUCUUUUGAUUACUCCAACUAUAUUCUUGGUGCAGGGUGACUAUGAGAGACGUAUAUAUUUACUACGUAAUAAUAAAUUAGUUAUUCCAAUAUAGCUGUUAAUACUGGCAGUCAGCGGAGAAGCCUACUACAUCAAGCUUAUCAUUCUUGCAUUGAACUGCCAUUGAUACUGUCAUAUUAUUUCUAAUUCUAGUACAUCUUUGGUCAACUAUUUCUAUGUUAUUGUCAGGUACCAAGCUAGUUAUCGGAAUUUAUAAUUUUUGGAAGUCCCUGUGUAGGAUGGCUCUUUCUGCCUUUAGAGACUGUAUUUACUUAGUAUAUUUACUUAUAUUUACUUAUGUACUUAUGUAGCUGGAUAUAUACAAAUGCCACCACUAAACA